AUGUCGUCCGUCUCAGCCUACGUCGUCCACAUCGACGGCUCCGACAAAGCCCAAAGCUUCCGCAAGCACCUCCCAAUCCUCGACUUCCUCUUCGACCACGCCGAGGCAUUUGACCAGCGGGACAUGAAACGCGGACCCUACACGACAUACCAGACGGACGACUUUGUCUUCACCAAAGCCGACGGCACCGUAUUCCCGCCCGGCGAGGCGUCGUGGCAAGGCUGGUUGGCCGGCUAUGCGCCUUUCACUGAACACCUGCACGAGGCGCGGUACUGUAACGUGUAUGAGAGGAACGGAGAGUGGGAGAUGAUGGGCGUCGCCAACAUGUUCGCCAAUCUCGCGGCGCCGGGGGAGAAGACUAAGCCGGAUUUGUCGGGGAAGUUGUGGGAUGUGGUUGUCCCCGGCGCGUUUCUCUUCAAGUGCGUCAAAGACCCCAGUGGCCCAAAGGGGUUCAAGGUCAAGGCUAUGACUCUGUAUGGUGAUGGUACGCCCGUCGUGGCGGAGAUGAUUAAGCGCGGUAUGCUUAAGCCCGAGGACCUGGCCAAGUAG
Messenger RNA from Fonsecaea multimorphosa CBS 102226, 549 nucleotides. RefSeq lists its product as uncharacterized. The record is from RefSeq and is a predicted model, not a curated record. Bases 1 to 549 code for a protein of 182 amino acids. Lineage: Eukaryota; Fungi; Ascomycota; Eurotiomycetes; Chaetothyriales; Herpotrichiellaceae. The transcript has a single exon.